AUGCCUUGGCUGUCGGAGUCGGAGGAGCUGUCUGAAGAGCUGUCGGAGGAGCUAGAAUCGCUUAAGGACGAGGGUGUGGCAGCCUUCUUUCCGCUCUUCUUGACCUUCUUCGUCUUGGCUGGCUCUUCGUUAGAGUCGCUGUCGAAGUCGCUAGAGCCGACAGUUUCGGAGAUGUACCCGGCUGAUUGA
Molecule: messenger RNA, 189 nt
Organism: Alternaria ventricosa
Lineage: Eukaryota; Fungi; Ascomycota; Dothideomycetes; Pleosporales; Pleosporaceae
Exons: 2
Coding region: 1-189 (62 amino acids)
Source: RefSeq, a predicted model, not a curated record